AUGUACCCACCUCCACCUACCUACCCAGGACACGUAUACGAGCAGGAGGAUGCCUACCGUGCCAGUACCGUACAUGGGCAUGAAGUCGGUGGUAUGCACGUGUUCGUCGACAAUUGUGCCACUGCUUCGUACGAGCACGAGCACACCGCACGACUCGUCGCCACUGCCGGCGGUGUUCUUGUGACCGAUGACUCGCCGUCUGCUGGACCGUGCCCCGGGCCAGGCCAGGCCUUUGACGCUGUUGAGAAUCUUCCGGCGUGGUUGGUGGUACCCGCACUCCCCAGCCACGGGUGCAUGAAGAAGGUGGCCAUCGCUGAGCUCUCAGGCUCCUGA
Drechmeria coniospora is the source of this 333-nucleotide messenger RNA. RefSeq lists its product as uncharacterized. The record is from RefSeq and is a predicted model, not a curated record. The transcript has 2 exons. Bases 1 to 333 code for a protein of 110 amino acids. NCBI's taxonomy places the organism in Eukaryota, Fungi, Ascomycota, Sordariomycetes, Hypocreales, Ophiocordycipitaceae.